Acanthosepion pharaonis is the source of this 564-nucleotide messenger RNA. Lineage: Eukaryota; Metazoa; Mollusca; Cephalopoda; Sepiida; Sepiidae. The record is from the annotation of a GenBank genome assembly.
AUGGCUCACCAAUGGGGUUAUGGACAAGGCCAUCCUCUGGGUACAUACAACCCACAAGGAAUACCUGGGCAACAGUAUCCAACUAUGCCUGGUCAGAUGGGCCAGGUUCCACCUCAACAAUAUCAGAUGGCAUAUGCCCCACCUCAAGGGCAACCACCAUAUGAUCAGAUGCUUUAUAACCAAGCAAACAUGAUUCCUGGUUAUCCAGGACAACCUCCUAUUCAAUCUAUGUAUGGCCCACCAGCUGGUAUUGAUCCCCAAGUUUAUAACUGGUUCAAGAGUGUUGAUCUUGAUCAAUCAGGAAAGAUCACUGCGAAAGAAUUGCAGCAGGCUUUAUUUAAUGCUGACUGGAAACAUUUCAAUAAUGAAACUGUUCGCCUGAUGAUCAAUAUGUUUGACAAAGACCAAAGUGGCACAAUUGAUCUGCAAGAAUUUCAACAACUUUGGAAGUUCAUCCAAGAAUGGCGUGCUAUAUUCGAUCAAUAUGACCGAGGCUCAGGGAAACUUGGUCAAAAUGAGUUACAAAAUGCUUAUCAACAAAUGGCGAUGGACAACGUUCUCUGA